Diabrotica balteata is the source of this 294-nucleotide messenger RNA. The record is from the annotation of a GenBank genome assembly. Lineage: Eukaryota; Metazoa; Arthropoda; Insecta; Coleoptera; Chrysomelidae.
AUGCCUAUAGAAGCAGAAGAAAGAGAAAGUGAUGGUACAAAAGAAGAAAUCUCAGAUAGCAUAUUACAUGACUUGGUUAAAAUCAGAGACAAACUAUUGGAAAACAAAGUCAAGGCACUUGCUAGAGCUGGUGCCAUUGCUCCAUUAUCUGUCACCAUUCCUGCCCAAAAUUUUGGAUUGUACCCUGAGACAACUUCUUUCUUCCAGGCUUUAAGUAUCCCAACCAAGAUUUCGAAGAGUACUAUUGAAAUCAUCAAUGAUGUCCACAUUCUUAAACCUGGAGAUAAAGUAUGA